UCAAUUGAGGGAGUCAUUCCAAGUCAUAGUGUUGAAGUCUGUGGAGCCCUUGCUUUUAAGGAGGGAGAAGAGAGCACAGAUGUAAAGAUCAACAUGUCUUUUAUUUUUGUUUGUUGGCUGGCUUUCCUUGGUGGCUGCGCUGGAUGUCAGCAUCACCUAUGCCAUUGCUUGGACAAGAUAUUCAUUUGUCAGGAGAGCAAGGUGAUCCAUGUCCCUAGGGACAUUCCUAGGAACUCUACUGAACUGAGAUUUGUCCUCACCAAGGUGAGAGUCAUUCCAAAAGGAGCUUUCACAGGACUGGCCGAUCUAGAGAAAAUAGAGAUCUCACAGAAUGAUGUCUUAGAAGUUGUUGAAGCAAGUGUGUUUUCCAACCUCCCUAAGCUACAUGAGAUAAGAAUUGAGAAAGCGAAUAACCUUGUGUACAUUGACCGAGAUGCCUUCCAGAAUCUUCCUAACCUCAAAUAUCUGUUAAUAUUGAACACUGGUAUUAAGUUUUUGCCUGCUGUCCAUAAAGUACAAUCUUUCCAGAAAGUUUUACUUGAUAUUCAAGAUAAUAUAAAUAUUCAUAAAAUUGAAAGUAAUUCCUUCAUGGGAUUGAGUUCUGAAAGUGUCAUUAUAUGGUUAAAUAAAAAUGGAAUUCGGGAAAUCCAGAACCAUGCAUUCAAUGGAACCUACUUGGAUGAACUAAAUCUUAGUGAUAAUCAAAAUCUGGAGAAAUUACCAAACGAGGUUUUUCAAGGAGCCAUUGGGCCAGUUGUUUUGGAUAUUUCAAGGACAAGAAUCAGUUUCCUGCCCAGCCAUGGAUUAGAAAAUAUAAAGAAGCUAAGAGCAAGGUCUACAUACAAUUUAAAAAAGCUCCCUGCCUUGGAGAAGUUUGUUGCAUUGAUUGAGGCAAAUCUCACCUAUCCUAGCCAUUGCUGUGCAUUUGCAAAUUGGAAAAGACAAACUUCUGAAUUGCAUCCAAUAUGUAAUAUAUCUGUUGCCAAGCAGGACCUUGAUGAGCAGCCUGUGGACAGGAUACAUAGAAGAUCUACAGCUGAAGAUUACAUUUCCAACUAUGCCAUAGAUUUUGACCUGCUAGAAAAUGAGUUUGACUUUGACUAUGGUUUAUGUAAUGAAGUAGUUCAUGUGGCAUGCUCUCCUAAGCCGGAUGCCUUCAAUCCAUGUGAAGAUAUUAUGGGAUACAAUAUUCUCAGGGUCCUGAUAUGGUUUAUCAACAUUCUAGCUAUCACUGGGAAUGCUGUUGUACUGGUUAUUUUAAUAAGCAGUCAAUAUAAACUUACCGUCCCUCGAUUUCUAAUGUGCAAUCUUGCAUUUGCAGACCUAUGUAUAGGCAUCUAUCUGCUGCUGAUUGCAUCUGUGGACAUAAAGACCAAAAGCCAAUAUUACAAUUAUGCCAUAGAGUGGCAAACGGGUGCAGGAUGCAAUGCUGCAGGGUUUUUCACGGUGUUUGCGAGUGAACUUUCUGUGUACACGCUGACUGCGAUUACCCUGGAAAGAUGGCACACAAUUACCUACGCCAUGCAACUGGAUCGUAAGGUUCGUUUUCGACACGCUGCGGUGAUUAUGAUUUUUGGAUGGUUGUUUGCUUUCACUGUAGCCCUUCUUCCCAUAUUUGGAGUCAGCAGUUAUAUGAAAGUCAGCAUCUGCCUGCCAAUGGAUAUAGACAUGCCCUUUUCUCAGGCAUAUGUCAUAUUCCUCCUAGUGCUGAAUGUCCUUGCAUUUGUGAUCAUUUGUGCCUGCUAUAUUCGCAUAUACUUCACAGUGAGAAACCGCAAUGUCAUCUCUUCAAACAGUGACACAAAAAUUGCCAAGCGUAUGGCCAUCCUGAUCUUCACUGAUUUUUUGUGUAUGGCACCAAUAUCUUUUUUUGCCAUUUCAGCUUCCCUCAAGGUUCCUCUCAUCACAGUGUCAAAAUCCAAGAUCCUUCUGGUUUUGUUCUAUCCUAUAAAUUCAUGUGCCAACCCUUUCCUCUAUGCAAUUUUCACAAAAACUUUCCGCAGAGACUUCUUCAUUUUACUGAGCAAGUUUGGCUGCUGUGAAAUGCAAGCCCAGAUUUACAGAACAGAGACUUCCUCAUCCAUCCAUAACUCCCACAUGAGAAAUGGCCAUUUUACCCCAGCUUCUAAAACUAGUGAUGGAACCAUCUAUUCACUGGUUCCUCUGAGCCAAUUGAACUGAAAUAAUUGAAUGGAUCUGGUUUUGUGGCAGCAUGGUGAUCAUUUCAACUGUGAAUUUGUGCAAUGGCUUUAACAUAACACGCAAACUUAUGUUUGUAUGAGCAAAUGAAGUCUUUUUUAUUGUCUGCUGUAUAUUUUAUUUUCAUGAACUGCCAUUGUAGAUGGGACAGCAGCACCAGUCCUUGAAGGAUAAAGAAUGAAACUUCAUAUCACACUGUGUCCUUGCAGAAUUAUCUCAAGAAUUCCACAUGCAGUAGUAACUUCCCCUGUCCCCGCAGACGGAGAUAUUUACUUUGUUUCCUGAAGCUGUGCCAGGCCACUUACUGCACUGCGGUUGAACAAUAAGUGUUAGCUCUAAAUGGUUGGGGGGAAAAAACAAACAAACAAAAGAAAAAAUGUUUUAUUGUAAAACAGAGAAGAAUUUAAGGUCACAAUAAAUUUGAAGAAUGAGUAAUUAGCUUUCUUUCAUUAGAGCUAACUACAUCUUUAAGCUGACAAUUUAGAAGGCCAAAAUACAGCUCUGAUACCAGCACUGCCCUUUAGCCCUUUGGAAAAUAUUUCCAAAGCCCAGAAUAUUUCCAUUUCUGCUCACGAAAGUGGAAGGCUAAGGACAUAGCUUAGGCUAAACCUAAGGCAGGAAGUGUCUUAGUCUAAACAAGUGCCUAUUAAUGAAGUCUUUUGACUCGGUGAUCUGUAUAUAGUUACAACAAUUGUUCUUGUGUCAUAACAUUGGCUUAAGCUUGUGAUCUUGUUAUUCUGAGCCAGUAAAUUUUGACAAGUGAUGGGAUUCUUUCAUCUUAUCCUUAACCUUACAAGUCCCAGUGUGGUAAUUUUAGCAACCGCAGUGGAACGUGGAAGGAGCAAUAAAGGUUACUGGAGGGAAGAUAUUGGAGGAAUACUAGCAAGCCAGGCUGCACACCUUGUGGUUUGAAUGCUUGCUGCAGUUCUAGCAUUUUUUUAAAAUAGUUCUCUUAGUAAAGAGUCAAGUUAGUUUUAUAAACUCAAAGGCUUUCUGUGCUUAUGCCCCACCCACACUAUAUGUAAUAUGGUGAGUGACACUGAGCAGUCUAAUGAGGGAGAGAGUGAACAACAAGGAAGAAAGAAGCAUCUAGAGGCAGAGCAAACAGACAUCAUGGAGGGACUCAGGAAAUGCUGAAUUUCCAGACAAAAAGCUUGCACAAGCAAGAAUUCAAUCUAUACAAAGAACUGACCAGGGAUAAUAAAGAUAAAAACUGAAAGUAAACUUUUUUUAUUAUUUCUUUGGGAAUAAAAAGACAGAAAGUAAAUGCAACACUGUUGCCAUGAAUAAUGCCCAGAACACUGGAGUAGUUAAUAAAGUUGUUUGACGAGUACCAUAAUCUCAGGGAAAACUGGACUGUAGGGAGAGAGAUUUUUUUUCAACUAGAAGCAGUAGAAAAGGGAAUAACUAGUUAUGUUGUGCUGCUGAAAACUCCGGUUUCUCUAUAUAACUGUGGAGGCAUUAAAGAUUCCCUAAUUAGAGGCAGAAACAUUUGUGAGACGCAACUUGCAUGAGGGACUAUUAAGAGGAACAGAUUCAAACCUAGCAAGAACUGUCCCAGGAAAUGAUGAAAACAGUAACAGCUAUCAGUGCAAAACAAUACAUAAACUCAAGCUAAAAUAGCCUAGGAAGUGUGACAUACUCAGGCCAACCAAGAAUUCAGUCAUGAUAUGUAUAAAGUAUGGAAAGCCACACAAAAACCAAAAAGACCCACCUAUGGACAAUGGGACAAAGCUGUGGAAACAUAACUGUUUUAGGUUUCAAGGUUGCAUCUAUCCCAAGAAGAAAGAAUGGCUAUUGCAUUAAGUAGCUGAGGAUGUAGAAAGGAGAGAACACUAUCUGAAAUGAGACUUGCACAUCCAAAGACUCUCAGUGACCCUAAGUAGCAGAAGAAAGGUGCUGUGAAUUCAGCUACCAUAUUUGCAACUAUUGGAAAAGUGACCAAUUCAACUUCAUGUGGCUCAAGGAGUCAUCUGUAAUGUAACACUAGCAACAUGAGCAAGUAGCAGUGAGGGACUGGAGAAAUGUUACUAAAUGCUCUUGAUAUACAAUUAAAUCAUUCUGAGGCCAGUAGACACAUGCAGACUCCAUCAGGAGCCCACAAAUGCAGAGAUCCAUUAUUUCUAGUUUUGGCAGUGAAAAAAAGAACUGCAAGCCUGCAGGGAAGAGGCCGCAUUAUAUAAAACAGUAAUAUCAGACAAAGUAGUGGUAACAGCAUUUCAUGUAAAUCCUCAUUAACCAAAAACUACUUGCCAGAACACUACAAGGAGAUACUACUCAUCACUAAUUAUUAAGGCUAUACUGUCCUGAGCAAAGCUGUUCACUGUGAUGUAAAGAAUAAGUUCUGACACACUGAGCUGGUUGAGCCACUGAGCCACCUCACAGUCUUUGCCAUAUCUUUUGCUUGGUACCAUUGCAUACAAAUGUCUUUGACCCAACUAAACCAAGCACUCCCCAAACAUCAAGACUGCUAUUGACAUUCUUAUCCCAAAACCUACAAAUCCCAAGUCAAAAGCAGAAUAUGCAAUGUAGACAACCUGAAGCUGAGGAGCACUGAGGUCCCUACAAUGGAUAUCUGUUGACUUCAGUGGAACCCGGACAAACACCGAGAGAAUGAGCAUCAUUGAGGACAUCUCCAGACCCGAAAAAAAAGUGAAGGAAGUCCUGUGGUUUAUAGGGAUGGAUAAUUAUCUUUCUAAAUCCUGCACACACCAAGCAGAAGCCCAUGUCCCCUUAAGACACUUAUCCCAUAAUAAUACCAAAUGGAGAUGCUCAGAGACUAAAUGAUAGACAGUUGAAAGAAUAAAGUCAGUCAUAAAGUGAGACAAGAGGCCUAAAAUGUAACAGCCAGAUAGAACAGCUAGAGCUUCAGCAUGAUGCCUCAGAGGAGACUUAAGAGCAGCAGAGGCAAAAGUGAAAAACUGCAAGGUAUUUUCUCAUAGAGCCUUGACGGACACAGAUAUGCUUGGGUAAAAAAGGACCUAUCUACUUUAUUCUCAGGAAAAGGAUGAUUCCAUCAUAUUACCUUUGAAAAGAAAGUUUAGCUAGAUCAUAAAGAUCAAGAGAUGGUAAGCUAUGUUCCCAAGACAGAAUUUUGUUUAAAAUGGACCAAGAGAUAAUCUCAGUACUCUUUAAGAGAUAGCAUCAUGAAACAGAUACGUCUCACACCCAAGGCACCCAAGAUUAAAUGAAAAAUGUGUUGCUGCUGGUCAUGCAUGAAUACCAUAGUAUACAAUAUACAGACAAUAGGAAACAUUUCAGUGCAGUGGAAUUCAAAUGGUUUAAUACCAAAUGGAAAUUUGAUCACAAGCCUUCCUCUGGAUACUCAGAGCAAUGGGAUAGGUAGACAGUAAGAGACUGAUGUCAAAGACUUGAAGGAAAUUACAUGAAAUGAAAACUGAAAACAAUUAUUACCCAACAAUGCUGCAUCAUAGCAAGAUACCUCUCAUAUUCCUCCUCCAGAGCAGCAGCUCCCAGCAAGGAUGGGCCUGAGCAUGGUCCUCCUAUGCCCUCUAACUCCAAACCCAGAAGUUCAUUGUUGUGGUCAUUUCUUAGUGAGUGCAGGGGGUAUGAGCCCAGAAAAGCUGUUCUGGAAAAUGUCCAAAACAAACCAAUGCCAGGAUCCAAAGGACUUAGAAAGAGUAUCAGCUGUCAGCUGGUCUGGUCAGGAGAAACAAAGUGUGUAAACAUAUCAGAGGACCAAACAGAUACAACCCAACAAAAUAAAGUCAAUAAUGUGGUAGCCAAAAGUCCCCCAGCAACCAGGAUAAUACAAACAAGAAAUGAAAGACUGCUUUGAAAACCAGCACACUUGAACAGGCCACCACAAGGACCUCACCUGGAGAACCUACAUACUGGUAAUUUCUGGCCCUGCUAUGUCAGUGCACACUAUCACAAACAACACAAUAAGCAACAACAGUGACGAUUAUUCUUAAAGGGAAAGACGUAAUUACCUGCAUGGUACUUGAAAGAGGGAACAUAGACUGCAAAGAAGCGAUAGACUGGAGGAGGCAACAGGAGGCCAGCCUCUAUGUACACUGCUGAAAUGCUAGCUAGCUGCAGUUGCAGCAUCUCUGUACAUACUGUUCUUAAUAAAGAGUCCAUUUAAGUUUAGAAA
This is a messenger RNA of Alligator mississippiensis (American alligator), 6316 nucleotides long. It is a transcript of the gene FSHR, whose product is annotated as follicle stimulating hormone receptor. Gene Ontology annotation, cellular component: membrane. NCBI's taxonomy places the organism in Eukaryota, Metazoa, Chordata, Crocodylia, Alligatoridae. The transcript has 10 exons. Gene Ontology annotation, biological process: male gonad development; follicle-stimulating hormone signaling pathway. The record is from RefSeq and is a predicted model, not a curated record. Bases 94 to 2181 code for a protein of 695 amino acids. Gene Ontology annotation, molecular function: G protein-coupled receptor activity; follicle-stimulating hormone receptor activity.